CAUACCUCCAUCAGCGCCCCCUCAACUUUCCUCGCGCUCCUUCAGGAGUAACUUCGCAGAAGGGCGCUCGGAACCGAAUCGGAGUGACUCCGGUCUCUCAGGAAUCAGAAUCCGACCAUGAAACUGUCGUCGAUCCGCAGCGCGUGCGGGAGUCUCCGUGUGAACGCACCGCGCGCGGGAGGAAGACCGUGCGGGACGCCGCGGAGAUGUUUUCCCGGUGGAGUUUCAAACCAGCGGAUAACCGUCCGGACGGUGAGCGCCGCCGCCGGUACCGGAACCAGCGCCAAAUACAGCGUCAAUUACGGAAAACGGCUUGAAGAAGAGGACUUCUCCGAGUACGACAGCUCACUCGGAGAAAUUGUUCACAGCACCAAAGAGGAGCUAGCAGCCCUGCAGAGAAGAACCCCCAAACUCCAGCCUCUAUUAGCAAUUGUCCAGGCAGGUGAAGAUUACACUUUGGAGAUCAAUAAGAAAAUAGCAGGAAAGAUUGGCUUUGAUAUUAGUCAAGUUUGUCUGAGGAAGACGAGCAGUGAAGAUGAGAUCAUAGGGGAGUUGCUGAAGUUGAACGAUGACCCCAAGGUCAGCGGGGUUUCCCUCCACCUCCCCCCGGCGCUCCUGACCAGCCGAGUGGUCAACACGCUCAGACCUGAGAAGGACGUGGACUGCAUUACUGAUGUGAAUAUGGGCCGCCUCGUGCAGGGAAACCUCAACGAAGGAUUUGUUCCACCUCUGGCCGCUGCUGUUCUAAGUCUUCUGCAGAAACACGAUGCGUCUUUGGAAGGGAAAACAGUGCUGCUGGUUGGAGGAGAAGGACCCCUCAAACUGGCCCUCCAUUGUUUGAUCGAAAGGAACGGGAUGUUCGUUCAGAACAGCCACUUGAACUCCAACAGCUUACAGUCACAGGUAAUGCAUGCAGAUGCUCUGGUCCUCCUGGGUGCAGAGAGUAUGGAGAUUCCCUCCACCUGGGUCCGACCCGGAGCUGCAAUCAUUCGCUAUGAUCAAACCAUCAGCUCAUCCUCAAGAUCAGGGUUGGGAUUCCUCACAGCAGCGUACAGAGCACAGAAUGUGGUGCAAAGCUGCAGCCGGUGGCUCCAGGAGCAGCAGUACAGACCCUGGCACCUGCACCCCCUUAAACUGCAGCCCCUCAGCCCUGUACCCAGUGACAUCGAGAUUUCCAGAGCUCAGACACCCAAACCAAUCAAUCAGCUGGCUGCGGAAAUCGGUCUGCUGCCAGAGGAGCUUGAGGCGUAUGGGAGGAGCAAAGCCAAGGUCCGCCUCUCCCUGUUGGACCGCCUCCACUCGCGGCCUGAUGGCAAAUACGUUCUGGUUGCAGGCAUAACUCCCACCCCCCUCGGCGAGGGUAAGAGCACGGUGACCAUCGGCCUCGUCCAGGCCAUGUCUGCUCACCUGAAGCUCAACUCCUUUGCGUGCCUCCGACAGCCUUCCCAGGGGCCCACCUUUGGGGUCAAAGGGGGGGCUGCAGGAGGAGGGUACGCCCAGGUCAUCCCCAUGGAGGAGUUCAACCUCCACUUGACGGGCGACAUUCACGCCAUCACAGCAGCCAAUAACCUUGUGGCUGCAGCCGUCGAUGCCAGGAUGCUCCACGAGGCGACACAGUCAGACAAGGCGUUGUUCAAGAGACUGGUUCCCUCUGUGAAUGGAGUUAGAAAAUUCUCCCCCAUCCAGAUCUCCAGGCUUCAACGUCUCGGCAUUCAUAAAACAGAUCCUGCAUCUCUCACGCCUCAAGAAGUCGCCGCCUUUUCUCGUCUCGACCUCGAUCCUUCCAAGAUUACCUGGCACAGAGUGGUGGACACAAACGACCGCUUCCUGAGGGCGAUCACUAUAGGACAGGCGAGCACCGAAAAAGGACAGACCAGAGAGACGGGGUUCGACAUUGCUGUCGCCAGUGAAAUCAUGGCCAUUCUGGCUCUUUCCGACAACCUGGGAGACAUGAGGAGCAGACUGGCGCGUAUGGUGGUGGGAACCAGCCGGUCCGGAGAACCCGUCACAGCAGAGGACCUGGGCGUGAGCGGAGCGCUGGCAGUGCUGAUGAAAGAUGCCAUCAAGCCCACGUUGAUGCAGACUCUUGAGGGUACGCCGGUGUUUGUCCACGCCGGGCCCUUCGCCAACAUCGCCCAUGGCAACUCCUCAGUGCUGGCAGACAAGCUUGCUUUGAAGUUGGUUGGACAGGAUGGCUUUGUGGUGACUGAAGCAGGUUUUGGGGCCGACAUCGGGAUGGAGAAAUUCUUCAACAUUAAGUGUCGAGCUUCGGGGUUGAAGCCGAACGUGGUGGUUUUGGUUGCGACCGUUCGGGCCCUCAAGAUGCACGGUGGAGGUCCUAAUGUCUCAGCAGGUGCACCUCUUCCCAGAGAGUACAUAGAUGAGAACCUGAGUCUGGUUGCAGGAGGUUGCCAUAGCAACCUUAGGAAGCAGAUCCAUAUUGCAAAGCUGUUUGGAGUACCUGUCGUCGUGGCGCUCAAUGCCUUCAGGACCGACACUCCAGCGGAGAUUGAUCUGGUCUGCCAGAUAGCGAAAGAGUGCGGCGCAUCCGACGCCGUGUCGUGUCUGCACUGGUCUCAGGGUGGGCGUGGCUCUCUGGAGCUGGCACGGGCGGUGAAAGAAGCAGCUCGCCAGCCCACAAACUUCCAGUUCCUGUACAACACAGAGAUGCCGCUAGUGGAAAAGAUCCGAACAAUCGCCCAGAAAGUGUACGGAGCGGACGACGUCGAGGUGACCCCGGAAGUUCAGAGGAAGAUAGAUUACUACAAUCAGCAGGGCUAUGGUUCACUGCCCAUCUGCAUGGCCAAAACCCACCUGUCCCUGUCUCACCUGCCUGACAAAAAGGGGGCGCCGACUGGAUUCGUGUUGCCGAUCAGAGAUAUCCGGGCCAGUAUCGGGGCUGGAUUCAUCUACCCGCUUGUCGGAACGAUGAGCACGAUGCCCGGCCUGCCCACCCGGCCCUGUUUCUAUGACAUCGACAUCGACCCGAUCACAGAGGAGAUCAUCGGACUCUUCUGAGCGUGCUCACUGUGCUUCUGUUAAUUCUACUUCCUGCUUAAUCUGCUGUGAAUCUUGAUUUCUUUAGAGAUAAUCCAACUUGAGUUAGUGAAAAUCUUUCACCAAAUAGUCCACAUGUAGCUGUGUUUUUCAGGUAAAUAUAUUAGUUAGUUACUCUUCUUUUGAACUUUCUAACUUAAAAAUAUUUCACAACCAAAGUAUUUUUACUACAAAAUGUGCAUAUUUACUACCUCAAGUAUUGAUUUAUGCACUGAAAGUCAGUAUGUUUGUUACCUCUUGUGUUAAAACUUUGAACUUCACUACAUUUCAAACUAUUUAGUUUUUACUCAAAGUUUAUUUUAAUGUGUGUACACAACAUUUUUUUUUUUAACAAUUUAAACAUUAUUUGCUUUGAUUUGUUUCUUAACAUACGAGUCAAUCCUUUUUUUCUGUCAAACUGAAGACGGACGUCUUAAAAGUGCCUUCUAAAUAAACUUUUUACGUUGUCAAGCUGUCA
Oryzias melastigma (Indian medaka) is the source of this 3514-nucleotide messenger RNA. It is a transcript of the gene mthfd1l, whose product is annotated as methylenetetrahydrofolate dehydrogenase (NADP+ dependent) 1 like. Bases 118 to 3018 code for a protein of 966 amino acids. NCBI's taxonomy places the organism in Eukaryota, Metazoa, Chordata, Actinopteri, Beloniformes, Adrianichthyidae. The record is from RefSeq and is a predicted model, not a curated record. Gene Ontology annotation, biological process: tetrahydrofolate interconversion. Gene Ontology annotation, molecular function: formate-tetrahydrofolate ligase activity; methylenetetrahydrofolate dehydrogenase (NADP+) activity; ATP binding. Gene Ontology annotation, cellular component: cytosol. The transcript is spliced from 27 exons.